Bipolaris victoriae FI3 is the source of this 1194-nucleotide messenger RNA. RefSeq lists its product as hypothetical. Gene Ontology annotation, biological process: fatty acid metabolic process. The record is from RefSeq and is a predicted model, not a curated record. The coding region runs from base 1 to 1194 and encodes 397 amino acids. Gene Ontology annotation, molecular function: fatty-acyl-CoA binding. The transcript is spliced from 4 exons. Lineage: Eukaryota; Fungi; Ascomycota; Dothideomycetes; Pleosporales; Pleosporaceae.
AUGUCAGACUCGGUUGAUCGAGUCUUUAGCCAUGCGCUCAACACUGUCAACAAGAUCCGUACUGGAUCGCAGAAGCCGCCGUCGGCGAUACGGCUGCGGCUGUAUGGACUGUACAAGCAGGCCAUGGAGGGCGAUGUCGAUGGCAUAAUGGACUGUCCACGAGGGAACGAUGACCAGAGCCAGCGAGCGCGAGAGAAGUGGGAUGCAUGGAAACAGCAAAACGGUCUCUCGCGCACAGAGGCAAAGCGCCGCUACAUCACCACCCUGAUUGAUACCAUGCACAAGUAUGCUUCGCCCUCCCCAGACUCGAGGGAACUCGUCGCCGAGUUGGAAUUUGUCUGGGACCAAGUAAAGUCCAAUGUGCCCUCGUCAUCAUCAUCUUCGCCCUUGCGACACUCCGACCACAUCCAGUCUGGUUACUCACAGCAUGAGUUGGGUGAGAGUCGGCGCGCAGCCAUGGAAAUGAGCGCGCCCCUCAGACGGAACGACGAAACACCAACAAGAGAGGCAGUGCGAGAUAUGCCGCUACGAGUCAAAUCGCCCAUCUCACAAUCCGAGGAAAAUCUCGAAGAAGAGGAGGCGGAAAUCGAUCGCGGCGAAAUAUUCGUCGACGCCCCAGAUUCGCAAUACAAUCCGACAUCCUACCCAGACGAAAAUCACGAAAACGACGAUACCAACAACCUAGAAGACGCCGGCGUCCAAACCGACCUCCAGAACCUCAUGCGCGCCGAACCCAUCCCCAUUCAGACGCCGACUCCCGCCCCAAAAUCCAGAGGCAUGGCUGUCCUCGGAAAACCAAUACAAAUGCCCAUCCCGGGUUUCAGCAGCACCCCCGGUCCGAACAACGCAGCCAAGGAAUCCGCUGCCGACCAGAAAUGGCGCAAGCGCGUCGAGCAAUCCCUCAUGAAGAUGACGGCCGAAGUAGCCGCGUUACGAGAACAGCUAGAAGCACGUCGCCUAUUUGCGCAUUCGGCUCACUACCGACUGUUCAGAGGCAUUUGGCGAUGGGUCUGGGCGUGCUUCAAGCACGUGGUUGUUGAUGCGGUUGUUCUAGGCAUAGUGUUGUUAUGGAUGCGGAGAAAGAAAGACAAGAGGCUUGAAAGUACGAUUCGUGAGGUGCUGGGGGAUGCGCUGGCAAAGUUGGGGAGAGGCGGGGCUAGGAUACCGUUUCUGGGAGGCAGGAAAGAAGCGUGA